This is a messenger RNA of Stegodyphus dumicola, 1933 nucleotides long. RefSeq lists its product as uncharacterized. Gene Ontology annotation, cellular component: chitin-based extracellular matrix. Lineage: Eukaryota; Metazoa; Arthropoda; Arachnida; Araneae; Eresidae. Gene Ontology annotation, molecular function: structural constituent of chitin-based larval cuticle. The record is from RefSeq and is a predicted model, not a curated record.
UGUGAUAAUAAUAAAUUUUGUUCAUUUUUCAUCGAACUUGUGCAUUCAUUUCAUAACGAACCCGUACGCACGCAACAUUAUAUUUUUAUUUUAAACCGUGAAUCAGAUUGCAUUUUUAAGAUUACCGAUUUUAAACUGCCCAAUUAAUGGGACACAAAGUGAGGAAGCGAAUGCGCUCAAUACCUAUAAUUUCACACGGUCCAGUUUUCUAUGUGUAUUAUAAAUACAGAAAAAUCAUGUAAAUGAAAUGUGUCUUCUUAUGAUAGAUAUUUCUCUAGCGUUUGAAGUAAAAAAAUAAGCAUAAUCAAUUAAGCCCUAAUAUGUGGUAUUUUUUUCAUAAGCAUAGGUAUCAAGGGCACCUAUACUAUAGAAGAUUUUGCAAAAUACAUUUGCAAAAUUUAUGUGCCUGUCACAUUGCACGCACAUAUAUUAGAAGAUCUCUUGUAUUUUAUUGACAAAUAAGAGCUAUCGGUCUUUACAUGGUAAUAAAAUAUACAAAAAUAUUUUUACAAAUGCCGUUCCUGUGUAUUUUAUAACCGCCGUCAUUAAAGCGGAGCAUGGCCCAAAUUCUAAUUAAAUUUGAUAGCCUUUAAAUGCUUUUUCUCAAGGCAGCAUUUUGUUAAAAAACUGUGGAAUAGUUAAAAAACUGUGGAAUAGACUGUAGGUCUAUUCAAAGUCAAAAAGCUUCGCUGAUAUUUUGCUAUACAAAUAUGUCAGAAAUAUCACAUCCAGGGAAGGAAAAGAUAAAUGAGUUCUGAAGUUUUAUAAUUAAUUAAAGAAACUUGAAUGAGUUUUCGUGACUGUUAUUAAUCUGAACAAUAGGUCUCAUUUCCGUUCUUUCGCCUCACAUGAAUACUUACCUUUCCACAAUGAAAAUUUUAAUAAAACAAAUUUUCCCACAUCUAAACAAAAGCUUCCGGAAGUUCGACUUAGAAGCUUUCUUUUCUCAUUUUUGUGUUCUUUCAAAACCAACCCACUUUUUUACUCAAAUGCUGUCUAGACUAUUUAUUUACUUAUAAAGCCAGACCACUGUAUUUUUUAAUUCACACUUUCAUCGCUUUUAGAUUGUUCAACACUGGGAACUUCAUUCUUCAAUUGUUUGAUUAUCGAACCAAUAGAUACUGAAAGGAAGUUAUCAAUGCAUGCACUUCUGGAAAGUUAUCAGCCUAUCUUUCAAGUUCCUGCAAUUAGCAAAGAUCUUUUUUCUUUUUGCUGCAAUGAUAAGUAGUGUUUCAGCCGCUGGUCAAGCCGGAGGUCACGGAAGUAAUAUAGGAGAAUAUGGUGAUCCACACGUGCUACUUUUUUUUCUAAUCAAAUAUGCAUACUGUGAAGUUAACACUCAAGUUGUAGUAGAAGAAACGCCUAUACAAUACUUUCAGGCUUUCCAACCCUUCGAGUUUGCUUACCAAUCCAAUGAUGGGCAAGGUACAACUCAGCACCGGAAGGAAAUAGCUGAUGCAAAAGGAACUGUGAAAGGAGCUUACGGCUACCUCGAUCCUUUCGGAGUCUAUCGGGCAGUCGAAUACGUAGCCGACGACAAUGGAUUCAGAGCAAUUGUGAAGACUAAUGAGCCUGGCACAUCAAAUCAAAAUACAGGAGACGCUCUGUGGCUUGUCCAACCUCCUCCAAGUGGUCUUCAGGAAGCCUACACCACACAAGGUUCAGCAAAGCAAAUACCAGUUCCUAUCAAAAUCUCCCCAGGGAAUUUUACUCCAGCUGCUAGUUCUUCCUUAGUAUCAAAUGCAGUCUUUCAUGUCCGUCCGACCAUUGUCCAGUAUCCUCUACCUUUCUUAACAAGACCCGGUCAAAUCAUAUUUCAAGUACCUACCUUAUCGAAAAAAGGAAAUCUUCAAGUUUUUUCCAGGUUUCCACAAAAGGCAUCGAAAUUUACUCCAAGGACAGAGGAUGCUUUGUAAAUAUGAAUAAAAUGUUU